Molecule: messenger RNA, 5766 nt
Organism: Lytechinus pictus (painted urchin)
Lineage: Eukaryota; Metazoa; Echinodermata; Echinoidea; Temnopleuroida; Toxopneustidae
Product: toll-interacting protein-like
Exons: 6
Coding region: 686-1855 (389 amino acids)
Biological process (GO): ubiquitin-dependent protein catabolic process
Cellular component (GO): cytoplasm
Molecular function (GO): ubiquitin conjugating enzyme binding; ubiquitin binding
Source: RefSeq, a predicted model, not a curated record
AUUUUUUGUUGUUUGCUUCUCCUGCUUACAACUUUAUAACUUUACCUGAUACACCAUAUAUGGACCUUUCAAAACUUUUGGCUCCAUUAUCAUGACUUUGCCACUGUUCAAGUAUUAUUUAUUUGAAACCAAUGCUAAGACUAUAAGGUGAAAUGAAAUUAUAUAAAGAAAAAAAAAAUUCACAAAGUAUAAAAUCAUAAUGAUGUAGGUCAUGUUGAAAUUAGACCCUGGACUGGACUCAAAAUUAGAUCAAGUGUAGUGUAGACCAAAUGUAAAUUACACAAAGUGUAGACCAAAUGACAAUUUAAAAAAAUUAGACCAACUGGACAUUUCGCAAAAUGAGGAUUAGACCAAGUGUAGACCAAAUGGGUUUAGCCCAUUUGGCAUUAGACUAAAUGAGAAGUGGGCAAACUGCAUGUAGACCAAACGAAUAUAUACAUAUUUCACACUGUGGAACUGCAUGAUAUAAAGCCAAUUUUAUGUACCGGUAUUUGACAAAGUAAAAAAAUUGUAAUUAUGUAGGUUAUGCUGAAAUUAGACCAACUGGACAUUUCGCUAAAUGAGAAUUAGACCAAGUGUAGUGUAGACCAAAUGGCAAUUCAGUAGACCAAAUGGGUUUAGCCCAUUUGGCAUUAGACUAAAUGACAAGUGGGCAAACUGCAUGUAGACCAAAUGAACAUACACCAUGUACACAUAUUUCACACUUGGGACUGAUAAAGAGAGCCGUAGCAGACGACGGAGAUGCGUACAUGAUCUGCGUCCGCAAAUAACGUGCACGCAUGUAUGUACUAACAUGAAAAACAGCAUAUGGGACGAUCUUACAAAAAAUUGCACAUGCGGGGCUAUUGGAGAGUCACAGCAGAUAACGGCUAGCAGACGCCGAUGGGCGCGCGCAUUUAGCGAGCACAUCGUGAUCGUUUUAACUAUCGAUAGUACGUACAGUGUAUUAAAAAGGUACCGCGAUGUCUAUGGCUUUUUCGGGCCAUGUUGGUGCUAUGAAUUUCCUUUUUUUUACAGUUUAAAUGAAUUUUACGUCUUUAUUGGAGAUCUGCCAGAUGACUUUCUUCGAAUCGGAGGAGGUCCCACAGGGCAGCAACAACAGCAAAUAACAUCAGACGAGCAGACUGCGAGGGCGCUACAGUAUGGAGGACAGGCUCAGCAAGGAUAUGGCUCUUUCGUUGGUCGACUUAGUAUUACAAUUUCACAGGCAAGAUUAGCAAAGAAUUAUGGCAUGACGAGGAUGGAUCCGUACUGCAGGGUGAGGGCGGGGCAUUCGGUCUUUGAAACACCGACUGAUGUGAACGGAUCCAAGAACCCCAGAUGGAACAAAACCAUUCAGUGCAACCUGGGCCAGGGCAUUGAUUCCGUUCACAUAGAGCUAUUUGAUGAGAAAGCAUUUACCACCGAUAAUAAGAUUGCAUGGGCACUGAUCACCAUCCCACCUGCUGUGAUGAAUGGAGAAACCAAGGACGAUUGGUUUCCAUUAACAGGGAAGCAAGGAGAGGACAAAGAAGGAAUGAUCAACUUAAUAUUCUCUUAUACACAAGUGCCAGUGAUGCCGAUGAUGUACCAAGCUCCACAGCAGGUCAUUUACGGAGGUCAAGUUCCAGUCGUCAUGCCAACGACAUAUGGAUAUACACCUGUUGCUGCUCCAGUUGCCGCGUACCCUCCCCAGCAACCGCCACACGCACAGCAAGUGCCGCAGCCCUCUCAGCCUCCCCAGAUCACACAGGCCGACCUCCAGGCUCUGCAGGAGAUGUUCCCCGGGACGGACUCAGAGGUCAUACGAUCCGUGCUGGAGGCCAACGGGGGCAAUAAGGACGCAACGAUCGACUCAUUGCUGCAGAUGACAUGAGGAGAGAAAUCUUUCAUUCAUUUAUAUAUCAAAAUGAUUUCUAGAUCUGUUUUAUCGAAAAACCAGUUUAGUAAUUUAUUAAGAUUUAUACACAUCUCUUCCUUCAGAAUGCUAUGAGCUAUUGCAUUCACUUGCUUAUUACUAUUGGGCAAGAGUUUGUAUAUACUGCUUGUUCCUAUGUCAGUCAUGCCUGAGGCAAUCUUCCAGGUUUGUUAGUAUAACAUUCUGUUUAAACUGUACAUGUACAUAGAGAAUCAUUUCUUUAUUGGAAGGUAUAGUUAUAGAAUCUGAGUAUAUUACCAAAAUAGGCCCUUUGAAGAGUUACAAGCGAAUGUAAUUUACAGAAAUGAUUUACAUUACCUGGACCCCUUCUCACAAAGUGCAGAGAUACAUCCUAUCAGACUUGACUAUUGAGAGCCCGUGAAGCCAACUCCCAGUCUACAUCUAUCUCUUUGAAGCACUCUACAGUCAGGGACGGAUCCAGAAAUAUCCAGAAGGGGGGGGGGCACAUUUUUACAAGGAGAAAUUUGACAAGCAAAAAAAAAAAUUAAGGAUAUUUUGUCCCGGAAAAAAUUUGACAAGCAAAACAUAAAGGGGUUUUUAACCUAAAAUUAAGGAUAUUUCAUCCCCGAAAAAUUUGGCAAGCAAAAAAAAAGGUCUUCAAUUUAAAAAGGGGGGAGGGGGCACACUUCUGUUUUAACAACAUUUUUACAUUACAAAUUUUUAUUUUGCUUCUCAAAACGGGGGGGGGGGGGGGGCUGUGCGGCUGUGCCCCCCCCCCCUGGAUCCGCCAGUGUCUACAGUAUUAAUGAAUCUAAGUUGUCUUUAUUGAGCAGUCUGUGUGCAUACAUUGUGUACAUGUCAUGGAGGAAGAAAUCAAGGGAUUUUUACAGUUAAGAUUGAUUGGAACAAUUGUAACUGCCCUGAUGAACUCUGCACAAGUUUUUUCAUAUAUUUUUCAUAUCGUCACCAUAUUACUCUAAUGAAAAUUUUGCGAUAAUGAAAAUGUGUUUUUAGCCCUGUGUAUGUAUAUUCACUGUGAAAAAGUUGGUUGAUAAUGAUAUGAACCAAUUUACCUUAAGUGAACCAGCAAAUAAACUUCUUUAUUAAGUACAAGAUAUCCAUUCCAGAUUUUAAAUAUGAUAUUAAACAUAAACUGUUCUUCAUGUAUAUUGUGUUAUUAUAUAUUAUCAUGUAGUUUCUAUUUGUUGGGAAAAAAUAUCAUGUUGGCCAUCGGUAUAGGCGAAUAGACCUAUAUAAUCGAAUGAAAGUCAGACAUGUGGAGAUGAAUAUUCAUACUUCAAACUGCUUGCAAUGGAACAUUUUAGAAUUUAUAGAAAUCAUAUAGUGUAUGGCUCUACUUGGUAUUUUGCGGAUAAAGCAAGGACAUUGAUUAAAUGUUAGAGGUACAAUUCUCACUAUUCAAAUAUUAUCUUAAUGGAAUCUAUGAUUCAACCAAGAGACUGGAUUGUAUAUUAAUAUAUUGUGGUGUGGUCCGAUGUAUUCAAUCUUAUGUUUGCUUAGAAUUUACAGGACUUUGUUAAAUUGAUGACCCCGUCAUUUAUUCUGCAUCUUGCCAUUUUUUAUAUAAAAAUUUGGCAAAGCUUUGUAUAAGUUAUAAUUCUCAGCCUGCUACCUUUUAAGGAACUGUUAUUUUGAUGUGACAUGAAUUGAUUUAAUCUUUUUCACAUCUUAAUUUCUAUAUCCUGUUUCAUUAUCCCUGAGCUCCUCUGCAUCAGUUGUAUAUACAGAGUCUGUUUAUGUAGGGGAGAAUAAUCUGUUAAUCCAAACCUGAAGUAAACUUUAAGCAAUAAUAUUGCUAAACAGAUUUAGAUUCUAUAAUUACAUGUACUGCAAAUUUUAUCUGAAAUGAGUCAUUAAAUGUCAUCUACUUCCAAUGUACCUUAUCCUGGUUUUGUAAGUGUCAUCCUAGGUCACAACCGUUAUAGGAAAGCAACUCAGUAAGGUAUAGACCCAGAUCUAAUCUGAAAAAGGAAUGAAUGUCUUGGUGAUUGAGCAGUUAAUGUAAUUUCUCUUAAGUAUAUAGGGAAAAUACAUUUAUAUGGAUUUAAUUUCUGGAGUAUGAUAUUUAAACUUUGAGUUUGAUUCAUGAGAAGUAUUGCAAUCUACAUCAUGAUAUUUUUUUCAAACCGGAAUGGAGUUUAAUACUGUUGGUUGAUAUGAAAUAAGGGGAAUAGUUUUAGAAAAUGCCAAAAUUAGAUUAGUUUAUUACAUCUCCAUAAGGUGAAAACAAAACUAAAAAACAAAAUUGUUGUUCUUAGGAGCAACAUUAUCAUUAUACUAUUAGAUUGAAUAUGGUCUAAGAUGUUUUAAGAAUGUAGCAGAAUUGUAUGCACUUUGGUCUCAUAGACAAGCAAGGAGAAAAAGAAAAGAGGACCAAGUACUAAUCCUUGUGGAACUAACUUUCAAUAAGUCAUGUUAAUGUGACAUAUUGAACCAGAUGUCAAGCAUAAUACAUUUGCUUUUACAUAAUUGGUUUCAGACAGAAGAUUUGAUAGUUUUAUUCUACGAUAAUAUUUGAGCAUGCUCAGAAUUGUUGGGUAGGCCUAAUGAAAAAGUCUUUCAAUUUUUAUGUAAUAGAAAUUUUAGAAACCAAACUUUGAUAAUUGCUUUAAAAAUGAAAUCAUCAGUAAUUCACAAUUUUGUAAAGCUGAUUUAUUGCAUUCUUUUUAGUCUUUUCCCUUCCUUGUGGUAGAAACUUAAUUUAGAAAUAUAUUGAUAUGUUGUAAUAUAGAGUAUAUAUUUGUAGAUUUUGAAUAAUGAAAUUGGGAUAACUAGAACUAUGAAUGAAAUGGAUACUAGUUAUCAGGUAAAAGGUAUACAUUAACAGACCCAAUAAUUAAUUUUUCAAAUCAUUGGUUAACCUUUUUUUUCACCUAUAAAUACAACGUAGCUUGUUCUAAUGUAAAUUAUUUUGAAAAGUAAUGUACCAGCACUUGAUUGGACAAUCAGGUUUUAUUUUCUGUCCUUCAUUGGAGAAUUUUUUAUGCAAUUUAAGUAUCCAAGUAUAUAGUAAGUGGCAUAAUGCAAAGCAAGAUGUUUUAUGAUAGAAUAAUUAGGGGUAAUAAUUAAGAGGAAAUAGUCAAGCAAAUUCCAAGAACCUUGAUGAUUAUUGGUCUUGGUUUGUUAUUGAUAAAAAAGGCCAAAGAUUUAUGAAAAAGAGAGCAUUCUGUAAUAGUUGAUCAAUUGUACAUGAUGAUGUGCAUCGUACAGUGUAAUAUUCAGCUACUAGACUUUGUAUGGAUUUAUCCCGGGGGGGGGGGGGGGCAGUCAAAUAUAUUGCUGUACACACGCGUGACCAAAAAACGCAUUUAAAGGGGUGUUUUUUAGACGCUGUUUGCGUGUGGACUCGUUAAGGGUAUCAAAAACACUGAUUUUCAAGAAAAAGGGUGGGUUUGAAAGACUAGUCAAUGGUCAAUCGCGGGGUCAAACGUAUUUAGGGUAUGUUUUUUUCCCAAGCUUUUUCCCCCGAGGUCAUAAUUUGGCGACAGCUUGUUUAGGGCCAAAAUAUGUAAAUAAAGCCCGGGAAAAACUUGUUUAGGGGGUUAUUUUGCACACAGAGAAAAACUUGUUUAGGGGGUGUUUGGAAAUUCCUUGGUCACGCGUAUGUACAGCAAUAUAUUUCACUGCCCCCCCCCCCCCCCCCCCGGGGGAUUUAUGUGUUUUUGUAUAAAAUAUGUGUUUUUUUCUUUUUAAUUAUUAUCCAGGUAAACAUUGUUUAUUAUCCAGUGUCAAAUAAAGUCCGAUUUGCAUAAAAAAAGCAAAUAUAUAAUGUCCUUUAUGAAAGGACAGGAAUGUUGUUUUUCAUGUGGCAAAACUGCUUAUUAUGUUUUAAGUGAUGAUAUAUGGUUGUUUCAAAUUUGACAAAUAUACCAAAUUGAUAUAUCCAA